GACUGUAUUUAGAGAGAGAGGGGGUAUAGGGAGAGGGAGAGAGGGGGGGGCAAGAGAGUACUAAGUCUGCAGGUGUCGGGCUGGGGAAUCUUUGCUGCUGACAUCAGCACUGCGGCAAAAUGGACAGUUCCAUUCCACACUGAAGUGAUGAGAGAGUUGCGUCUCCAGUCUGCAGUGUGUCACCUGCCGGGCAAAUCCCUGUACUAAAGAUCCUCACCCCCAGUAGCAGACGCACUCACAGCUGAGAAGAGUUAAAUCCCUUGUGUUUGAUUGUUGGAGCACUUGCCUCUCCCCUGCCAUCUUGCCUCUGUGUAUAAAAGGCCGGGCUCAGAUGUCCCUCCCUCACUCUGGCCUCAACAUGAGUUUCCCUUCGGAUCAUUAUCUCUCCUCCUCGUACAGGAAGAUUUUCGGGGACUCUCCUCGAGCUUCAUCUUCUCGCCCGGGACCCAGCGGCUCCUCCAGAACUACAGUUCCCAGCGGCUACAGAUCCCACUCCCUGUCCCGCACUAAUGUCCCUUCUUCUGCCUACAGGAGGGCCGGAUACUUGGCCGCAGACGCAGUCGAUUUGUCGCAAACUUCGGCGGUGAAUAACGAGUACAAGAUCAUUCGCACCAACGAGAAGGAGCAGCUGCAGGGGUUAAACGACAGGUUUGCGACGUUCAUAGAGAAAGUGCGGAACCUGGAGCAGCAGAACAAAGUGCUGGAGACCGAGCUGACUGCGCUCAGACAACGACACUCCGAGCCCUCCAGACUGGGGGAAUUGUACCGACUGGAGAUGAAGGAACUCCGGGCUCAGGUGCACGAUCUGAAUGCGGAGAAGGCUCAGAUCAUUAUAGAGAGGGACAACCUGGAAGAUGAUCUAGAGAAACUCAAAGGGAAAUAUGAGGAUGAAAUGAGAAUGAGAGAGGAGACUGAAUACGCGCUGAAGUCGCACAAGAAGGACGUGGAUGAUGCCACAAUCGCUCGCCUGGACCUGGAGAGGAAAGUGGAGUCUCUGCUGGACGAGAUCUCCUUCCUGAGGAAAGUCCACGAUGAGGAGGUGACGGAGCUCAUGUCCAUGAUACAGACUUCCCAGGUGUCCGUGGAGAUGGACAUGUCCAAGCCCGACCUCACCUCCGCCCUCAAGGAAAUCCGCGGUCAGUACGAGUCGCUGGCGGCCAAGAACCUGCAGUCGGCCGACGAGUGGUACAAAUCCAAAUUUGCCAACCUCACCGAGCAGGCGUCCCGCAGCACCGAGCUCAUCCGAGCCAACCGGGAGGAGAUGAACGACUACAGGAGGCAGCUGCAGUCAAAAACCAUCGAGAUGGAAAGUCUGCGCGGCACCAACGAGUCUCUGGAGAGGCAACUUCAAGAGAUGGAGGACAGACACAUGGCAGAAACUGCUGGGCUCCAGGAUGCCGUUAACCAGCUGGAAAAUGAACUGAGAAACACAAAGGGCGAAAUGUCUCGACACCUGCGUGAAUAUCAGGAUCUCCUUAAUGUCAAAAUGGCACUGGAUAUUGAGAUAGCCGCAUACAGGAAAUUGCUGGAGGGUGAAGAGACCAGGUUCAGCACAACAGGAAUUAGCAUGAUACCUUCAAAUCCACUCCCAAGUUACUCUUAUCAGUCCCGGGUUCAUAGUUCUUCCUCUUCUAAGGUUACCCCUGCAGUAGAUUGCAGAAAAAAGGAGCAAACUGACGGGGUCUCUAAAUCAUCUAGUCGCAUAGGAGAAACCUAUGAGGAAAUUAUAGAGGAGACGGUUGUAUCAACCAAGAAACUGGAUAAGCCAGAUCAAAAUGAUGAAGCUUUGGUGAAACCUUAGGAAAGAUAAAUCUUAGUGGGGUAAUGUAAGAAAAGGUGCACAUUUAGCACCAGAUCUAGUAGCCAAGAACAACUGGUUUGAUGUUAGCCUUUACUGUUUCAAAGAAAUCUGCUGUUAAAAGCGGUGCUAUCUUUGCCACUUGCUGCAUAACCCCUUAUCCCUACUAGGAUAGAUUUUUCACUUCAUAGUCUGUUCAUUCACACCAGCAGGAAUAUUAGUGGAAGCCACAGGACAUGUCCCAAAACUAGAGUUGACAUUCAAAAAUAAUGAUGACACUUAAAAUGUAAUCUUCUGGCAGGCCCCUUGGCAUAAUUACCACUCCAGUGAGAAGCUACAAAUUAAAGUAAUCAAGUAGGUGCAAGCUACUUAUUAACGUAAUCAAGUAGGUGCCUAAUUGCUCUUGUAGGGAACGCCCAACUUGUUCUAAAAGUCAUUGGCUGUUGGACAAUGUUGGGAACUGUCCACUUGUUUUCAGGCAGUGUCAAAGAUCUCACAUCAGAUCUCGCUCAGCAUUCUCCUACCAACAUAGAUUUCCAAAUGGAUGCUGAAAGCUCUUGAAAUCUAAUUUAUAAAUGAACCCAGUUGGCAUUUCCAGUGCAUAAUCUCAUGCAUGGUGUCCAUCACCAAAAAGUGUCGUAAUCACUAAUUGCUAGGAGCACAUUCAUCUGACCUGUACCAAAUACAAGACAUUCCACCCUCUUUACACUUAAAAUUUAGACUUUUGGAUGUAUAUGAUCAUAACCUUCUUUCUGACGUGGGGUCCACCUUUCCUUGAAGCACAGUAGACGUCCCAUGGUAUAGUUAGAAUUUUAACCUUAAACUUAGCCUUUAAUGAAUUAAUGUGAUAUCUUAACCACUUUACAAGUAAAUAAAAAGCUUUACCAUGUUUGGUGUCAGACAUGUAGACGUGUUGUGGUAACUGUGAGCACAGAAAGGACCAUUUCACAUAAAUAACUGUAAUAGGGAACACUAGCCAGCAAUCACACAUGUUCAUAACCAGUGGUGCAACAAGGGGGUUAUGGGCUCCGUGCAAGGCACCCAUCCUUCAUUAGGGGAUGAGCCCUGGUGCAGUUGCACUCCUUCUACUUAUGAGGCUGCUCACAGCUACAACUGUAUUAAAUAAUAUUGUUAAGAAAGCAUUGACUUGAUUCACAAUUAUAUUGUAACACCAAAGAGGAGCCUUAGAUCACAGACUGAAUGGAGGUAUCAUGAUAAGCUGUAUGGCCACUUACUAAAUGUACACUCCUAUUUAUAGAUGUGUCAAGUGACUAACGUGAAAUGGUAUGUAGUUUUCAAUGCCUUAUUACCAGCAUUUUUAAUUUAAAAAUUAUUUUUGCACAUUGCUUCCAGAUUGUUCACAAGUGGGUAAUUGGUGUCACCGAACACUGGUCCGAAAUGUUGUGUAACUGACUAAGCUGUAGGUAAGAACUAAUACGAGGAAUGAAAUAAACUCUGUUGCAUCA
Molecule: messenger RNA, 3264 nt
Organism: Xenopus laevis (African clawed frog)
Lineage: Eukaryota; Metazoa; Chordata; Amphibia; Anura; Pipidae
Gene: ina.L
Product: internexin neuronal intermediate filament protein alpha L homeolog
Biological process (GO): postsynaptic intermediate filament cytoskeleton organization; intermediate filament organization
Cellular component (GO): cytoplasm; postsynaptic intermediate filament cytoskeleton; intermediate filament
Molecular function (GO): structural constituent of cytoskeleton; structural molecule activity; structural constituent of postsynaptic intermediate filament cytoskeleton
Source: RefSeq, marked predicted